Molecule: messenger RNA, 1754 nt
Organism: Chlamydomonas reinhardtii
Lineage: Eukaryota; Viridiplantae; Chlorophyta; Chlorophyceae; Chlamydomonadales; Chlamydomonadaceae
Exons: 10
Coding region: 62-1228 (388 amino acids)
Biological process (GO): tRNA modification
Molecular function (GO): RNA binding
Source: RefSeq, a predicted model, not a curated record
CACACGCAACUUAGCUCCUGUUGCCCUUUGUUCACUAAGUUUAAAGCAAGCAACACAAGUCAUGGGUGGCGAGGACGGUGGCCGUGGAGGCAAGCGGAAGCAAGGCGGACGCGGAGGUGGAGGAGGCCGUGGUGGUGGUGGUGGUGGCAGUGGAGGCGAGGGUGGUGGACAGCCCAACAAGAAGGCCAAGUACUAUGCGCAAUCUCGCGGCUCGGGUCAGGCCGUGCCUCUGGGCACGCCCCUGGGCAUGCUGGUGACCUGCGACGCGGGCCGCGAGGACCGGGCCGGCGAUGAGGCCACGGCGCUGAUUGAGGAGCACUACGACAAGCUGUGCACGGGAGAGGCGGCGGCGGAGGCAGCCGCCGCGGCGGCCGCCGGCGGCACCGGCAAGCGCGGCCGCGCCGCCCGGCGGGACAAGGCGGCGGCGGCGACGGCGGCAGGCGGCGGCGGCGGAGCCGCGGCCGAGGCGGAGCCUGAGGCGAAGAAGGAGAAGGAGGAGGCGAAGGAGGAGGCGAAGAAGGAGGAGGGCUCGGGGGGUGCGGUUGACAUUGCGGCGAUGCUUGCGGCGGAGGUGGCGGAGCUCAAGGAGAGCAAGAAGACAGCGAGGUUCCGGGUUCACCAAACAGGCGUCAAGGGCGUAAUCUUCAUCGUGUUCCCGCAACAGCCGCCGCCGGGCGCGCCCACGCCCUUCCAAGUGGCCAUGGCAAUCGGGCGGGAGGCGGAGGAGCGCAAGCAGGUGCGCGGGCGGCACAUCGUGCGCUUCCUGCCCGUCACGCACGCCUCGUACGCCAACCUGGAGGAGAUGGCGCGGGAGGCGCCCAAGCUGCUGGCAGGGCACUUCCCCGAGGGCGAGGACGCGGCCCCCGUGGAGUUCGCGGUGGAGUACGAGCACCGGUCCAGCGAGGGCUUCGAGCGCAUCAAGGUCAUCGACAUCUUCACCGGCCUCAUAAAAUGCCCGCCGCACAAGGUGAACCUGUCGGCGCCGCACAAGACCAUCCUAGUGCAGCUCAUCCGCAACGGCGCCGCCAUGAGCGUGGUGGACUGCUACAAGGACAUCGCCAAGUUCAACGUCCGCAAGUUGGCGGAGGUGCCGGAGGAGGGCGCCGAGGACAAGAAGAAGCAGCAGGCGUCAGCGGACAAGAAGAAGAGCGAGGAGGCGAAGGAGGCGGCGGCGGUGGCGGCUGGGGAGGGCAAGGAGGAGGCGAAGGAGGGCGCGAAGGAGGCGUAGAGGGCGCAGGGUUGAUGUGAACGUAUCACGCAUGUAGGACUUCGAGGCGGAGUGUUCGCAGCUUGAAGGUGUUACCAUGCGAAUACAAUGCAGAGUGCGGGCCGAAGGAGGGGCCGGCGGUGGCGUAUGGGUGGGAUCAAAGGCCCUGCAGCUAUCAGCUAUUGGCCCCGGCGUGUGAUGGGACAGUGGUAAGGCAAGUUGGUAAAGUCCCGUAGGGUGCAGCUGAUUCCCAGAACCCAACAAAUGGCAUACAAUUGGCAGCGGCAGGGCAGGAGUGCGCGGCUGGUCGAACGCCGGAGUUACUGUACCGACGAGUUGCUGGCUGGCUGGAAAUUUGCUGACGCGCAUUCCUCACGCUCCGGGCGCCCGGCUAUGGCCCGGGCGCUGGCCUGCGUGUGCCGGGGCGACGGAAGAGCAGGGGCAGCAGGCUAAGCAGGGCAUGUUUGCCGACAUUAACCGGCCAUUAAGAACGUUUUCUAGACAUUCCCCCCUGUCGUCUCCGACAGCGCUCGUAUCUUACGAAGGC